Talaromyces rugulosus is the source of this 2346-nucleotide messenger RNA. RefSeq lists its product as uncharacterized. The transcript is spliced from 2 exons. Bases 1 to 2346 code for a protein of 781 amino acids. The record is from RefSeq and is a predicted model, not a curated record. Gene Ontology annotation, molecular function: 5'-flap endonuclease activity. NCBI's taxonomy places the organism in Eukaryota, Fungi, Ascomycota, Eurotiomycetes, Eurotiales, Trichocomaceae. Gene Ontology annotation, biological process: DNA repair; DNA replication. Gene Ontology annotation, cellular component: Slx1-Slx4 complex; nucleus.
AUGACGGCCCAUCCAGACACCAUAGUGAUUCCUUCGUCGUCGCCAGAACAGAAUUGGGCUCGCUCAGUAUCGCCAUGCACUCCAGAGCGAUUGUUCGGUCUUUCACCGCGCAGUUCUCCUCCGAUGUCGUUGCCGUCGCCCUCCGAACUGCUUAAAACCCUGUCAACCAAGCCACGAGCGAAUUCCCCGAAAUCACAAUCCCCUCUCAGAGAAGCUGUUGGGAAAGCGAACCUUCCUAUUACGAAACCUAAAAUCCGUGCCACCAUAGCGAGGGAGAAAAAUACCAAAAACUGUCAGGAAAAUUCGAAGUCGUCUGUCUCCAAGCCGAAAACGACACGCAGUCGGAAAAGUGCGAAACCGGAGGCGGCAAAGAAUAAAACUAUCACAGGACGAGUCACAAAAAGUGCUGUCUCCAAGACGAAAAUCAUUGAUACGAAUGAAGACGCGCCAAUGGAUGGCAGGGCGAAAACACCUCCAGCAGAAGCGCAAACUAGGAAGAAUGCGAAGCUGGAUGACCUGAACCUGGAAGAAGCUAUCAAACGGAGGCUGGACUGGACGCCGCCAAAAUCGUCGCCCUUCUUUCCACCUAAUAAUAACGAUGACCUCCCCCAGACGAAUUCUGGGUUUGGCGGUCUCCUCCACGAUUAUCGCUAUAGCAGGGAGAUAGACGGGACAGAUAACGCCGUCAGUGUUGGAGCAAACACUAACCCUACAAAACGACGACGAAUAGAACUCGUUGAGCGAGUGCUACAGGAACAAAACCCCCCCAAGAAGCAAGAGCGAGACCCAUUGACGGCAGCCGGUGUAGCCAAGGAGUCUGAAAACCGUAAAGCCAAACCCGCGGCCAAACAGAAGAAAGCAAGGACGAUCACGGCAUUGGUGACCUCGCGUUACGAAAUAGUGGAAGACGAUGCUACUCGUGCCGCAAGGCAACAUGACGAACAAUUGAAAAUAGAAUCUGCCGAUGAUGGCACCAAGAAGAAGAAGAAAACCAAAAAGGCCACAGCAAAGUCUAAAGGGCCUGAAUACAUUAUACUGUCGCCAGAUGCGGUGACUAAAUCUCUCAACAACCAGGAUCUAUUAUUUGGGACCUGCAGUCAGUUGGAAGCAGACGAUCAUCCAACCUUUCUCCGGGAGACACAGAGAGCUCUGGCAGCCUCUGAAAACUACCCGGAGUCUAAUAGCUCGUUGGGCCAAGUGUCUACAUCGGAAUCAUCAAAAGGCAUUGCAUCACGAUUCACAGGCUCUAAAUCUCUCUGGUCUGCGGCGACGAGGAACUCGGAAGGCUUUGUUGUACAGCCAGAAAUUCUAGACAUGACAAACUCGCCUGAAACGCGCUCUUUAAAUCGCCGAGUUGCAAUUGAAGAUGUGGGUAACUCGCAGAAAGUAUCGCCGGACUCGAUUCAAACCUCUUCAGAGCGUAUCAUUCCUCGGGAGUCGAGCUCUCAAAAGAAGGCAAAUGACAAUAUCUCGGAAACCAGACCAGGAAGACCCUCUAGCAGAGGACAUGCUGCGAAUUCUACAAAAAAGGCUUCGACACCAGCACCGGAAAUGCCUAGAUACAGUGGCUUCACCGACGAUGAGCUUCGUAAGCAGAUUACUUCAUAUGGCUUCAAAUCAGUAAGAGGUCGAAACAAGAUGAUUUCUUUGCUUGAGAAGUGUUGGCAGAGUAAACAGACUGCUCCCACGUCGACAGCCGAAGAAGAAAGCACAAAGACUCUGAGUACAGUCACCGAGGAAACAAGGGGAAAAACUACAAAGAAACAACCUGCAACAAAACAAUCGGGGCGAAUUAGCAAACCCAAAACGUCAACCGCAAAAAGUUCUCAAAAAGCACAGAAGCAGAAAUCUGUACCGGAGCGAUCGGAAACUCCUAUAGAAACAACAGCCCAACUUCCUCCGUCGACCAUCUCGGUAGAAGAGAUAGCUGACUCUGAAGAAGAGCCAGAGCCGAUUUCUACCCAGAUACAGACGAAAUCAAAGAUAAACACUACAGGUAUAACAGGUAUUACCCGUGGGACUCGUCCAAGUUCGAGCUCCAAAGCAAGCUCUCUUUACCCACCACCAACCAACAACGCGAGCAGUGAAAGUAUAGAUUUAUCUGAUCAGAUAACCAAGGCUAUUCGACUGCAGCCACGACGGAAGCAGCCUGGGUCAAUGCAAGGACCAAGCCUUACCUGGCACGAGAAGAUAUUGCUUUAUGAUCCUGUGUUCCUAGAGGAUCUUGCAACAUGGCUCAAUACAGAAGGCUUGGGUUUAAUCGGCGAGGACCGUGAGGUUGGUGCAGGGUUUCUGCGAAAGUGGUGUGAGAGUAAAGGGGUGUGUUGCACAUACCGAGCAAAGUGA